This is a messenger RNA of Microdochium trichocladiopsis, 2426 nucleotides long. RefSeq lists its product as uncharacterized. Bases 328 to 2169 code for a protein of 613 amino acids. The record is from RefSeq and is a predicted model, not a curated record. The transcript has 4 exons. Gene Ontology annotation, biological process: lactate catabolic process. Lineage: Eukaryota; Fungi; Ascomycota; Sordariomycetes; Xylariales; Microdochiaceae. Gene Ontology annotation, cellular component: mitochondrion. Gene Ontology annotation, molecular function: FAD binding; D-lactate dehydrogenase (NAD+) activity; D-lactate dehydrogenase (cytochrome) activity.
UCGUUGCUCUUGCGCCAUUCGACACCCACAUCGCGGCAUCCAUGACCGCAAGCUCCUAUCUCUCUGUUGCUACCUCCCAUCGACCAGUGCUCCCAAUUUGGAGAAAGGCCAACGGUGCUUAUGAAGCAACGUCAGGGGAGCUGCUACCCCGAAAGUCGGAGCUGUCCAAGGGUCGCUUAAAGCUUGCGCGUGGAUUUGCACGCAGGCCCCACGCCAGGGAAGCUCUAGCUAAAGCUGUCUCAAGCUCCUCUCCCACGUUCCCAAGCGGGCAAACGCAACUUCCCACAACAAGCUCUGCCUCAAAAGGCCUCUCGACAUCUGCCAAACAUGUCGCGCCUCCCGCAGAAGCCCGUCGCGGGCCUAACAAAGGGUCUUCGAACCCCCAGCCGAGUGCGACCGGCUACGAGGCAAACUUCGACAACGGCGAGAGCGCCCCAGGCGAGCUCACCAUGCACAGCUCUCGGCGGCACCCGAUGCUACGCAACGGGCAGCGACAACAAGCCCUCGUUCCAAGGCCAGAUGCUCGAGAGCGUGAGCUCCCGUAUCGCGCGCGAGAAGGCCGAGCGUGAAAAGUUUGCUCGGCAGAGGAUCGAGAGCGCGGGCACGAGACGCUGGGCAACUACCUUUGUCAUUCUUGCUGCCAGUCUUGGCUCAUAUUUCUUGGGCACGCUGAGCCCCCGCGACCCGGCCGACACAUCAACAGCGCCACUCGGCCUUGUACGCGAUCCGAAGCACAAGGUCGACAAGCACAACCUCGAGGCAGCAUGGGCCGACUUCGCGGCCAUAGUCGGCAAGGACAAUGUCAGCACCCUCUCUUCGGAUCUCGACUCGCACGCUGGGUCGGAGUGGUCGAGCUACCGCAACGACGAGGGAUACAAGCCAUUCAUGGUCGUCUUCCCCAGCAGCACAGAAGAGGUCAGCCAGAUCAUGAAGGUGUGCCAUGCGCGCCGGAUCCCCGUCGUGGGCUACAGCGGCGGCACGAGUCUCGAGGGCCACUUCACCCCGACGCGCGGCGGCAUCUGCGUCGACUUUGGCCGCAUGGACAAGAUCCUUGCUCUGCACAAGGGUGACCUCGACGUCGUGGUGCAGCCAGCCGUCGGCUGGGAGCGCCUCAACGACGAGCUCGCCGAGGAAAACCUCUUCUUCCCACCGGACCCGGGCCCGGGAGCCAUGAUCGGCGGCAUGGUCGGCACCGGGUGCAGUGGCACCAAUGCGUACCGUUACGGCACGAUGCGUGAGUGGGUACUCUCGCUCACGGUCGUGCUGGCCGACGGUACCAUCAUCAAGACCCGGCAGCGGCCCCGUAAGAGCUCUGCAGGCUACGACCUCACCAAGCUCUUCAUCGGCAGUGAAGGCACUCUGGGACUUGUCACCGAGGCGACGCUCAAGGUAACGACCAAACCGCAGAGUACGAGCGUGGCCGUAGCAAGCUUCGGCACGAUCCGCCAGGCCGCCGACUGCGUAAGCAAGAUUGUCGGCCAGGGCAUCGAGGUUGCCGCCGUCGAGAUCCUCGAUGAUGAGCAGAUGAAGUGCAUCAACGCCGCCGGCAUGACGAACAAGUCGUGGAAGGAAGCGCCCACGCUGUUCUUCAAGUUCGCCGGCACGGACCGCGGUGUCAAGGAGCAGGUCGCCAUCGUCCAGGGCCUCUCCAAGUCCUCGGGCGGCCAGUCCUUCGAGUUCGCCAAGACCGAGGAGGAGAAGUCCCAGCUGUGGUCCGCGCGCAAGGAGGCGCUCUGGAGCACCAUGGCGGUCGCGAAGCCCGGCGACAAGGUAUGGACGGGCGACGUCGCGGUGCCAAUGACCCGCCUCCCCGACCUCAUUGAGGAGACCAAGUCGGACAUAAAGGCUAGUGGGUUGUACGGCACCAUCGUCGGACACGUCGGCGACGGCAACUUCCACAUCAUCCUGCUGUCCAAUGAUGAGCAGCGGCACCAGGCCGAGGAGCUUGUACAUCGCAUGGUCAAGCGAGCGGUCGAGCUCGAAGGUACCGUUACUGGUGAACACGGCGUCGGCCUCGUAAAGCGCGACUACCUGCCCCACGAGCUCGGCCAGACGACGGUCGACACGAUGAGAAAGCUCAAACUCGCUCUCGAUCCAUUGUGCCUCCUCAAUGCGGACAAGGUGAUUCGUAUCUCGAAGCCCAAGCCCGGUGAGAUUGCAGAGUGGUAAAAGAUCCAGUGCAUGGCUACCUUCCUCUUGUCGUCAUUCGACGCUUCAACUACGGGGGUUUGGAUAUUUGCUUCGGAAUAGCGUUCCGGAGGCUAAGGUAAAGUCGGAAGGAAUGUGGCGUCUUCUUCCGUCUGCAGCAGGCGAGAACGAUUCUUCUCAUUCGCAGUAGAAUCUUGGGAUGAUGUUGUACUUUUACGUAUCUAAAAACCCGAUGGACGGUUUUGACGCGAGAAACGUGGGAUGGUACUAAUUGUGAC